Molecule: messenger RNA, 930 nt
Organism: Hibiscus syriacus
Lineage: Eukaryota; Viridiplantae; Streptophyta; Magnoliopsida; Malvales; Malvaceae
Product: kinesin-like protein KIN-10B
Exons: 6
Coding region: 28-774 (248 amino acids)
Source: RefSeq, a predicted model, not a curated record
CAACAGACACCAAAGGAAAAAGUUGAUAUGGAAGCAAAAUUGAAAGCCUGGCUCGAAUCGAAAGGCAAGAAAAAGAGUGCACUAAGAAUGGUACCAAGUUCCAUACAUUAUAUGAAGAAGCUCGACUGUAACAGCUCUUGUAAAGCCAAAAUUUCUAAUGCCAAAGCCAGGGACAUAUCUUUGACUACCAGAAAUUUAUUCAGUAAUGGAGGUGUUGAUGUUGAGGAGAUUAUGUUGGAAUCAACUAUGAACUUAGCUGAAGAAUCAUCAUGCAAGGAAGAGACUACCGCAGUCGAAACAUCGGUCGAUACCAUUGAAUUAUCUCCGGUUAGUGAGAGGAAAACCGCAAUGCAAAGCCCCCAAAGAAAGGCCUUGUGCCCCAUCAGUUCCAAUAUAAUUCCAGAAUCCAUCAAGGAGCAAUCAUCCAAGGAUCAAAUUUCCUUGUCACAUGAGCCAAAAUCUCCCCAGUCGCCUUCCAUUAUCUUUGCUGCCAACAAAUUCCAAACUGUGGGUGGCACCCCACUCGAUAAACGUAGUGCAUGGAGUUCUAAGUUGAAGAGCACUCUUAUUCAAGAAUAUGUUGAGUUCUUAAAUACAGCUAGCAGGGAAGAACUACUAGGCCUAAAGGGUAUUGGAACGAAGAUGACAGAGUAUAUCAUUGAACUUAGAGAAACAUCACCUUUAGAAUCGCUAAGUGACUUGGAAAAGAUUGGCCUCUCAUCAAAGCAGGUUUACAACUUGUUCAGCAGAGCUGCAAAAGGAAUUAUUAAGUAAUAUGUUUUGUGUACUAUUUUCUUGGUCUGUCAAUUCAGAACUGUAGAAGUGUAUUCAUGCAGUACAUUCAUUAUUGUACUGAUUGUUGAAUUUUUAGAAGAUGGUAGUAAAAAUGUGAACUUGUAUCAAAAUUUUCUGAUAUAACUGGUUCUGUUU